AUGUGGAUGGUCCUCUCGUGGAACGACCAACGACUUAUUUUGAAUGCUUCGUUGAGUGCACAGAAAAGUAUUCUUGUGGACUCGAACAAAUUUUGGAAACCUGAGGUGAUCAUUGGAAAUAGUAUCAAAGGACAAGAGCUGCUGCAUAACGGAGGGUCUCUGCUGGUUACCAGUCAAGGAAAUAUUCGAUGGCUUCUCGCAGGGCCAGUAGAAACCAGGUGUUCUAUCAACAUUUACAAGUUUCCAUUUGAUACCCAGACGUGUUCAGUUGUAAUAGUUGGAUGGUUCGGUAGCAACAAUAAAAUACACAUCUCCAGUGAAACAGGUAUUCAUAUGGAACAAUUUGAAGAGAAUAGUGAGUUUGAAAUUUCUCAUGACAUUGAUCACGGUUACAAUGAAGGGAAGCUAAGUAUAACCUUCCAUUUGAAGAGACGGCCUCGGUUCUACAUCUUCACCAUCCUGCUCCCCGUUGUUCUGCUCUACUUCCUCAACAGCUUCGUGUUCCUGCUGCCUUCACAGAGCGGAGAGAAGACCAGCGUUGCCGUGUCUGUCCUCCUCAGCUUCCAACUGUUUCUGUCCAUCAUCAGAGAUUCCCUGCCAGAGAACUCCCUGACCGUCAGCCUCUUCAGCCUCUACGUGUCUCUGGCCAAUUUCACCAGUGUCGUCAUCGUCGUUGUCAACAUCCUCCUCCUGAAAAUUAAAGAGACACCACUACCGAAAUGGAUCUUAAGAUUGUGUAAAACAGACUCUGCUUCAAAUAAUGUAGAUGUUGUCAAUGUCAAUGUAGAGGAUGAAGAGCAGAAAAUGCCACUCUGGGCUGAUAUUGAAACUAAACUAAACAAGAUCUGUUUCAUGGGCUUCUUUGUAUUUAGCAGUGGUGUAACAGCUGUGAUUCUUGGGAUGUUGACGAGAUGA
Haliotis rubra (blacklip abalone) is the source of this 915-nucleotide messenger RNA. Its product is annotated as neuronal acetylcholine receptor subunit alpha-3-like. The record is from RefSeq and is a predicted model, not a curated record. The coding region runs from base 1 to 915 and encodes 304 amino acids. Gene Ontology annotation, molecular function: transmembrane signaling receptor activity; extracellular ligand-gated monoatomic ion channel activity; neurotransmitter receptor activity. The transcript has a single exon. Gene Ontology annotation, cellular component: synapse; membrane; neuron projection. NCBI's taxonomy places the organism in Eukaryota, Metazoa, Mollusca, Gastropoda, Lepetellida, Haliotidae. Gene Ontology annotation, biological process: regulation of membrane potential; monoatomic ion transmembrane transport; nervous system process.